Molecule: messenger RNA, 1248 nt
Organism: Anopheles cruzii
Lineage: Eukaryota; Metazoa; Arthropoda; Insecta; Diptera; Culicidae
Gene: mus312
Exons: 3
Coding region: 1-1248 (415 amino acids)
Biological process (GO): meiotic DNA double-strand break processing; interstrand cross-link repair; DNA replication
Cellular component (GO): nucleus; Slx1-Slx4 complex
Molecular function (GO): enzyme binding
Source: RefSeq, a predicted model, not a curated record
AUGGAUCGCGUGGCUCAACUGUCCAGUGGCAACGUGCAGCUCGAAGAAGAUGUGGUUUCGGUUUCCUCCAAUGACAGUGAUGCUCAUUUGGGAGGCCCAGAAGGCGGCAUGAAGUGUCCCGAGAGCACCAUUGCUUACUUGGAUAACUUGGUGAAAGAAUUUAACUUACCACCACUCAGACCGUACCGGAAGGAAAUCAAUGUUGGCGCAAGCUCGAAUCGUUCUCAAAGAGAGCAUGGCUUGGUGUUUCCAGUGGACGAAGUCGAGCAUCAGAACGCCAAUUUAGGUGUUGUUCACAAAGAAAGGGUAGAGUACGAUUUAGAGCGAUUGUCAAAUUAUAUUGAAACCUACGAGACGCCUGAUAUGGAUGAGCAACAGAUCGUCGAAGCACCAAAAGAUGGCCCCAGGCAGCGCAACGAUGGACCGAAAAAGGGCUUUCAAAAGAUACCCUCUUGCACUCAGUUCGACUCACCUAGACUAGUGGGUACGACAUUGAAACGGACGGCAUCGGAAUCAGGAACGCUGUCAUCGUCAACGCCCAAAGACAGAGAGGAGGCAACCAAAAUGGGACGUUUUGUGAAAAAGUUUGACGACUUGAAGGUAUCAUUGUCGGCGGUUAGCAAACCUGAAUACAUCAUCAGUACGCUGGACAGUGAUCUCAAACCACCAGAUUUCGAAACAAUGACAAUGACGGAAAUCGAACGCGAGCUGUUUAAGUACGGUCUUAAGGCAAUGAGUCGCGUGAAAGCUAUUAAAGUCCUUCAGCACAUCUUCAAUGAGCUGCAUCCAUUUGUGGAGCUUGUUGAGCGGCAACAAUGGUCGAGGACUACUGCGUUGAAAUGCACAGCAACCGUUGAUCGGAGAAAUGGUGAAAAAAAGACUGGCCAAUUGGUUACUGUGCCACGCAACGACGCUACAUGCCCACGAGUGUGCGCCUUUAGGUUGGAUCAUAAUGACCCGGACCUCUUCUUACCUUCGAAGCCGCGCAAGAAGAUGGCAUGGUGUGCCGUUCCUCUGCACGUAGCUUUUUUCAACUUGGUGUCGGAGAGCGAAGUGUUGCAGCGACAGAUUUUACGUUACGAGCCGGUCAGCCUGGACAACAUUUAUGCAACCCUCAAGGACGCCGGCUUGCGAUAUGAAACAAAUGAUUUAAUAGCAUUUCUGGAUAAACACUGCAUAACGUUCCGGAGCGGGGCUUCCGGGGCAGAAGAACGCACGAAAACGAGAGUAAAUUGUAGUAAAAAAUAA